Ostrinia furnacalis (Asian corn borer) is the source of this 1808-nucleotide messenger RNA. RefSeq names its product clusterin associated protein 1 (gene Cluap1). NCBI's taxonomy places the organism in Eukaryota, Metazoa, Arthropoda, Insecta, Lepidoptera, Crambidae. Gene Ontology annotation, cellular component: microtubule organizing center; intraciliary transport particle B; cilium. The transcript is spliced from 12 exons. Bases 63 to 1430 code for a protein of 455 amino acids. Gene Ontology annotation, biological process: cilium assembly. The record is from RefSeq and is a predicted model, not a curated record.
CAAAUAUUUUGAAAACGUUUGUGUUUGUGACUUCGAUAUUUUGUCCUAAAUAUUUUGCCCCGAUGUCUUACAGGGAUUUGCGAAAUUUCAGCGAAGCCAUGCGCGUGCUGGGCUUCCCGGAGCCGAUCUCGCUGGAGAGCUUCCGGAGCCCCAACUGGGCGCUGCUAGAAGCCUGUCUUCGCUGGUUGGCGGCGCGCGUGGAGCCCGACGCGGCGCUGGCGGGCGGCGCCGCCUCCGUGGACCAGCGGGUUGCCAUGGUCACGCAUGCGGUCGCGCUCUUUCAUUCCCGCGCGAACUUGAAGCUGAACGGCAAGAGGCUGUAUGGCGCGGACGGCUGGGCGGUGCGCGAGCUGCUAAAGGCAGCAGGACUGCUGCGGGCAGCCCUGGAGGCGCCGCCGCCCGACGACCACCAGCCCGACGGCUCCGCGCUGCACUACGACGUCACCAACCGGCUAGGAGAAAUAAAACUGGCCCGAUCAUUAGCAACAGACAUCACUGCGCAGGGCGCUUUCCUCUACGAUCUGCUGGCUAAAGAGGCAGAAAAUAAGGAGGUCCGCGAGCAAGCACUAUCACGUCCGCUGGACAUGUCGGCGAUGGAGGCAAGCCUGCGACGCGCGCUGGAGUCGGCGGGGGGACAGCUGUCGGCGGCGCGCGAGCAGAUCACGAACGUGGCGGCGAGCGAGGCCGCGCUGGAUGCCAAGCUGGAGCGCCGACGCGCUGAGCUGCUCAGAGCAGAGAAACGACUGCACACCGUGCAGAAGAUCAAACCAGCUUACGCAGGCGAGCUGGCGGCCCUGGAGAGCGAGAUCGAGCAGCUGUGGGAGCAGUACGUGCUGCGCUACCGCUGCGUGGAGGCGCUCAAGCACCAGCUCAGCGUCUUAGAGAGCGCGCAAGCAGAGGCAGCAGAGGAGCAACAGGCAGCAAUAAUGCAGCUCAUCCACAAGUACGAAGCGGAGGAUGUUUUGGGAAAACUAAGCGAUUCUGAUGACAUGGACUCCAGUGACGAAGGGAAAGACUUGAGCGAAGUGAAGCAGCCCAGGCCAGCCACGAGACCCAAAACUCGGCUCAGAAUCAAAACUGCAGGCGCAGGCGCAGCGGAGGCUCGGCGAGCGUUCGGCAGCAUGGCGGCGCGCGACUCGCUGGACGAAAUCCGCGACGAGGACGACUCGCGAUCAGACUCCGACCUCUCCGACGCGCAGCUCUACGCCGGCGGUGACGUGCCGGCGCGGUGGUCGCGCGCGCGUCCGCGGCCCGCCACGCGCACUCUGGCCGCUGCCGACGACGACGACUUCGCCGACCUCAUCGAGGGCGUGGAGGGCUCGGGGGCGGAGUCGCUGGGCAGCUCGUCGGAGAGCGAGCUGCGGCUGACGAGCGCGCGGCCCAGCGCAGCACCCAUCAGUGCCUCCGCGCUUUCUGACAAUGAGUUCUAAGCACAUCUGGUCGAGUCGUCGCCACAAGUGUCACUGGUGAGGUGACUAGUUAAUAAUGCGGGUUGUGUAACAUAGUAAUAUCUCCCAAUAGACUGGCAACUUUCUUUGGAUCGGGCGGACGCACGGCCGGCCGGGUGACCGACGCAGCCGGAACCGUUGCGCAACACUAUGCGAACAAUAUAACAAGUGUCUAGAAAUAUUUAAGUAUGUGAUCAAGUGUUUUAAUAGUAAACAAACGGAAUCAUAGUAUAUUGUGAUUUUAGUUUUGACUGACGUUGCUUAGAUUAUUUAUUAUUGUAGAGCCAUAACAAUGAGGGAUAUCGUAAAGUAUUGUAUAUGUUAUUAUUUAAAAACAAUGGUAAUAAAUAGUUAAAGUCA